AUGGAUUCCCCAUCUAUUACAAUUGAUCUACUCUCUGAGGAAUAUGGUUGUGACCAAAGCACUAUUUCAAAAAUCUUGAAGGAGAAGGAUAAAUUGUUGUCUAUGCAACUAAUGGAUUAUUUUACAACAUGGAAUACUAAUAGAUGGAAUUCUACAAAUUCAAGCCAAAAAUUUGCAGAAUUAUUAAGUAUACCCGAAACUGAGUUCAAGGCAAGUCCAGACCUUCCUAAUCAAAGGCAGAAGUUAGCUGAAUUGCUUUUGCAAUAUAAAUCUGAAGACGUCUAUAAUGCUGAUGAAACUGAUGAAGCUGCCAUUAUUGAAGAAGUUCUUCCACAGCCUGACUUCAGUGAUAGUGAUGAAGAAA
This is a messenger RNA of Racocetra fulgida, 364 nucleotides long. Lineage: Eukaryota; Fungi; Glomeromycota; Glomeromycetes; Diversisporales; Gigasporaceae. The record is from the annotation of a GenBank genome assembly.